Messenger RNA from Paramecium sonneborni, 1544 nucleotides. Lineage: Eukaryota; Ciliophora; Oligohymenophorea; Peniculida; Parameciidae. The record is from the annotation of a GenBank genome assembly.
AUGUUUACCUCAUCAAUCUCUGGAAUGACAAGAAAACGAUUUGGUACAUUUAUUCUAUGUUUUUUCUAAUAUGCAUUUAUACAUUGCUGUAGAUCAACAUGGAGCUAUGUAUCGAGUGGGAUGAUAACAUAAAAAUAUUUUACUGCUUAAUAUCUUGGCUAUAUUGACUUUGCAUUUUUGUUUAGUUAUGGUUGUGCAUUAUCAGUGUAUAAAAUUAGUGAUGUUUUAGAUUAGGGUAAUAUGGAGAUAGAAUGAGCUUAAAACUAUUUAUUUUAGUUGGAACUUAUACAACAAGUUUAAUUUUUGUUUUGAUUGGAGUAAUGAUAUAGAUUGAAGUACAACAUAAUUAUGUAUUCAUGAUCUUACAAAUAAUAAAUGGAAUAUCAUAAUCAACUGCUUGGUGUGGAGUACUAGGUAUUUUAUUUAUAAUAUUAUAUAGCUAUUCUUAAUAACUGGUUUGUUACAGAUAAAAAAGUUAUACUUAUGGGAUACUUUGCAGCAUGUCCUAAUGUUGGAAAUAUACUUGGUGAUAUAUAUGCUGGUUCAUUAAUUUCUUAAGAUAAUUUACCUUUAUAUGUACCAAUAUAUGUAGCUGGAUUUCAACUAUUUAUUAUGAAUGUUAUAAGUGAUUGGCUAUUAGAAAAUUCUCCUCCUGAUGAUAUAAAAAAAAAGAUGAUCGAAGAAUAUGAGAAAACAAAAGCAGAAUAAGAAAAAUUAAUGUAAUCCUAGUUAUUGAUAUCAAUGGUGGAGAAAAAGCACGAAGAAGAAUUAUUAGAAGAUUUAAGUGAUAAGAUGUAGGAUUAUAAAAUAAAAGGAUUUUUACAAAUUAAUUAACCUUAAUUAUAACAAGAAUAAACAAAAUAACUAAAUUAUUUUAAUGCUUGGUUUGUUCCAAAUGUUGCUUUAUAUGCGUUUGCUUUUGGAUGUAUAAAAGCAGUUUAUUAUAUUCUUGGUUUUUGGUUACCAAGUUAUUUAGAUAGUAAAAAUGUAAAUGAUGUUGCUUGGAUAACAGCUAUGAUUGAUGUUGGCUCUAUUCCAGGAGGAAUUUUAAUUUGGUAUUUGUUAUUUCUAUUAUAAUUUUAGUUUAAUUGGAUAUUAUUUUAAUAAAAGAGCAAUUAUAACAGUUCCAUCUUUAUGGAUAGGAACUGUUAUAAUGAUUUCAGUUAAUUUUAGUGGAUCAUUUAAACAUGAAAUAGCUGGAUAUAUGUGUUUAAUAUUUUUAACAGGAUUAUUUAUAGGUGGAUGUUAUAAUAAUAUUUCAACUGCCAUGACUGUAGAACUUAGUAAUUAACCAGAAUUAAAAAGUAUAUUACUUAUUUAUUUAUUUAUCUCUAGAUAGUAAAUCUGCAACAUCAACUGUAGUUUCUGUUAUUAUGGGAUAUGCAGCUAUGUUUGCUGCUAUUAAUUAAUUAAUUGUCCCAUAUGUAGAAAAUCAUUUAUUUCUUUAUUGUGGAAUUUUAUCAAUUAUUGGAGGAUCAUUUCUUAUACCAUUAAUUGUAAAUGAAAUUUAAAGAAUUAAAAAAAUGUCAUCAUCAAAAUAAUGA